AUGGCACGUACUGCAUCACGGGGCCGAUCUAAGGGCGACCCGGUCGUCGCCAACUGCGUGAGCAACAUCCCGAGCUUCGUGAGCGGGUCGUGCGCGGCGCCCCGUGACGCCAAGUGCGGCAAGCUCAAGUCGGGUGCGUUCGGCUGCACGUUUGCGCCGGUCAAGGCCGAGGUCCAGGUCGCCGCCGCCGAGACCGUCGAUGUCGCCGAACAAGCCUGCGCCAACGUCAGUGUCCAGGGCGACGCCACGUACUGCGUCAAGGGUGCGAUCUGCGGCGACGCGGGCGACCAGUGUCCCAAGAAGGGCGACAAGGCCGUGCAGAGCUGCGUGGCCGGCAUCCCGAGCUUUGCCAACGGCAACUGCGUCGCGCCGUCGGACGGCGUGUGCCAAGUGCUGCGUCCGGGCGGUCCCAAGGGCUGUGUGUUUGGCGCGCCAUCCGCGACGCCGUCAGUGACACCGUCGGUGACACCGUCCGUGACACCGUCCGUGACACCGUCCGUGACGCCGGCGACCGACAACAGCAAGGUGUGCGCCGAGAACUGGAGCCAGUGCAACGGUCAGAACUGGCCGUUCGGCGUCUGCUGCAAGAACGCGGGCUGGAAGUGCGUCAAGCACAAC
Molecule: messenger RNA, 618 nt
Organism: Saprolegnia parasitica CBS 223.65
Lineage: Eukaryota; Oomycota; Saprolegniomycetes; Saprolegniales; Saprolegniaceae
Exons: 2
Source: RefSeq, a predicted model, not a curated record